UAUUGUGUUUUUUCUCAUGACAAAAAGAACUCUCUCUUCUCUCCACCAGAAAAUGAAGUAGAGAAUUUUCCUGGUUUAAUUUUUGUCUUCCUCUAUCAGCAACAAAACCCAAAAACUUCCUUGUUUUUUUCUUGCUUUUUUUUUUUUUUUUUUAUCACCAAUAAGCUCCAUCUCUUUCUUCAGACAGCAACAACAAGCAACAGAAAUUAAGCAAAAUCAAGAAAGAAACAAGAGGAUUUUCACUUUUUCUUGGCUUUUCCUUCAAUGUCAAAUAUCACGGGUGAAGGUGAAAGCUUCUCUUCUGGGAAUACCACUGCUGUUGGAGAAGUAGAAGUUCAUCAACAACAAGAGCAAGAGCAAGAGCAUCUUAAUCACUUAAACUCCAUAGCUUCAAGAACUACAACUACCGCUAAUGGAUCCACUGCUGAAGAAAAUCAACCUACAACAGUUUUUAAGAAGAAGAGAAGCUUACCAGGAAACCCAGACCCUAGUGCAGAAGUUAUUGCUUUAUCACCAAAUACUCUAGUGGCUACAAACAGAUUUGUAUGUGAAAUAUGCAACAAAGGUUUCCAAAGAGAGCAAAAUCUGCAAUUGCAUAGGCGAGGACACAACCUGCCAUGGAAGCUUAGACAAAGAACAAGCAAAGAGAUCAAGAAAAGGGUUUAUGUUUGCCCAGAACCUUCAUGUGUUCAUCACAAUCCGGCUCGAGCAUUAGGUGAUCUUACAGGAAUUAAGAAGCAUUUCAGUCGUAAACAUGGCGAAAAGAAAUGGAAAUGUGAAAAAUGCUCUAAGAAAUAUGCUGUUCAAUCUGAUUGGAAAGCUCAUACAAAGACCUGUGGUACUAAGGAGUACAAAUGUGACUGUGGCACCAUCUUCUCCAGGAGGGACAGCUUCAUCACUCACAGGGCUUUCUGCGAUGCCCUAACAGAAGAAAAUAACAAAGCAAAUCAAGGAUUAUUGUCCAACAUGGAAGAAAACUUGCAUGGCCAAAUCCCAAAUCUCAUAUCCAUGCCUGUGAACAAAGCUUCCAACUUUAACCAUUUGGAUACCAAAAUCCCAUUAUCUCUGCCCCACGAACUCAUGGCAAUGCAACCUAAAAACUCAGGAACCAUGCUUUCAAGUAGCAGCACUACAAGCCUUUUCGGUGGAAGAGCCAUGUCAAAUACUUCAACAAUCUUUGAAGGAAAUAAUGGGCAUUUAGCUGCUGGAACAUCAGCUUCAAUGUCAGCCACUGCAUUGCUGCAAAAAGCAGCUCAAAUGGGUGCAACUGCAACUAAUAGUAACCUCGUGACCUCUCCCAUGACCCACAAGAGCUUUGUAACUAGUAUGGCACCUUCAACAUUUGGUCAAUUGCAGACGUCAAAUGAUCAGUCUCAAGUGACAGCAGCAGAAGGCAACGGAGGACUUAUCGACCAGUUUUUCAGUGGGAUUAUUGAGAACUCAGCAGCAAACCACAUGGGAAUGUUUAAUGGGGUUUUAGCUCAAAACAGUGCAUUUUUCAAGAACAUUGAGCAUGGAAGCAGCAAUAAUAAGAGCUUCUUUCAUGGUGUAAAUUCAAAUCCUGGUUUAAGAAUCCCAUCGACCGCCGGAGCUAAUAAUAAUCCAAGUGGGUUAGCGAGGUUCCAUGGGGAUGUGAUGACGGUCGAUUUCUUAGGAGUAGGAGGAUCAAGACAAAGGAAUAUCCAUGAGCAGCAGAAACAAGAAAUGGAGUUUAGAGGAAUUGGUGAUCCAAGAAUUCAUCAAGGUUUGGGUCAUUUUGAGCAACAAGCUGCAGCUUUGGAGAAACCCAUGUGGGAUGUCUGAAGAAUGAAAACAAUAUUUCAUGAGUUCUAGCUGGUCCUUGUAAUGAGUUCUCUCAUUUGCCUUUUUUCCAAAAAGAGAUUUUAGCUUUUUCUUUUCUUUCUUUCUUUUUUUACCCUUGGAUUUUGAUAUCAGCUGCCAUGGAACAACCUCUAAGAUUCUUUGCUAAAGAUCAAAGAUGAAGAGGAUUUUUAAUGCGAAAUUAGUAAUUUAGUAUCAGUAGAAGAAAUUGUAGAGAUGAUUAUUAAAUAAAUUCUUCUUUCCUAGUUA
Molecule: messenger RNA, 2070 nt
Organism: Manihot esculenta (cassava)
Lineage: Eukaryota; Viridiplantae; Streptophyta; Magnoliopsida; Malpighiales; Euphorbiaceae
Product: zinc finger protein GAI-ASSOCIATED FACTOR 1
Exons: 3
Coding region: 265-1803 (512 amino acids)
Cellular component (GO): nucleus
Molecular function (GO): DNA-binding transcription factor activity
Source: RefSeq, a predicted model, not a curated record